UGUUCAACACAUGCUCGAAGUUUUUCAAAAUGUCUUCUGCACCAAGUUCUGCUGAGUUACUGCACGUUGGUGGCGAACGAACCACUGGAGAAAACAUAAGGACGCAGAAUGUUACCGCGGUGACAGCCAUCGCAAACAUUGUCAAAAGUUCCUUAGGUCCUGUGGGAUUGGACAAAAUGUUAGUGGAUGAUAUCGGGGAUGUCACUGUGACAAAUGAUGGAGCAACAAUACUGAAGUUGCUGGAAGUGGAACAUCCUGCUGCUAAGGUUCUUUGUGAGCUGGCUGAUCUUCAGGACCAGGAAGUUGGAGACGGAACAACGUCAGUCGUGAUUCUUGCUGCAGAGUUUUUGAGAGGUGCCAAUGAACUUGUGAGGCAGAAGAUUCACCCUACAUCCAUCAUUAGUGGCUACAGAUUAGCAUGCAAGGAAGCUUGCAAGUACAUCCAAGAACACUUAACAAUCAAUGUUGACGAGCUUGGAAAAGAAAGUAUCAUUAAUGUGGCUAAGACAUCAAUGUCCUCAAAGCUGAUUGGCCAGGUAUCGGAUUUCUUUAGUGAGAUGGUGGUCGAUGCUGUUAUGGCUGUCAAACGUGCAGGAAACAAGGGUGAAGCGAAAUAUCCAAUCAAGGCUAUUAAUGUGCUAAAGGCACAUGGUGGCAGCUUGAAGGAGAGUGUUCUUGUUGAUGGCUAUGCUCUGAACUGUACCAUAGCUUCUCAAGCUAUGCCAAAACGGGUAGAAAAUGCCAGAAUUGCCUGUCUGGAUUUCAGUCUUCAAAAGGCCAAAAUGCACCUUGGAGUGAGUGUUGUAGUGGAAGAUCCUGAACAGCUGGAAGCCAUUAGAAAAAGGGAGGCAGAUAUCACUAAAGAGCGAAUACAAAAGGUUUUAGGAGCUGGAGCCAAUGUUGUGUUAGUCAGUGGUGGCAUUGAUGAUCUCUGCCUCAAAUAUUUUGUGGAAGCUGGUGCUAUGGGCGUGAGAAGAUGUAAAAAGGCUGACCUCAAGAGAAUUGCAAGAGCCACUGGAGCAACAAUGGCAUUGACGUUGGCAAAUCUUGAAGGUGAAGAGAGUUUUGAUGCCAGUAUGCUGGGCCAGGCAGAUGAAGUGGUGCAAGAACGCAUCUGUGAUGAUGAGUUGAUUGUCAUCAAACGACCAAAAGCACGUUCAGCUUCUUCCAUAAUCCUAAGAGGUGCAAAUGACUUCAUGUUAGACGAAAUGGAGCGUUCCAUGCACGAUGCUAUCUGUGUGGUAAAGAGAGUGCUUGAGUCCAAGACUGUUGUCCCAGGGGGUGGGGCUGUGGAAGCUGCUUUGUCGAUUUAUUUGGAGAACUUUGCUACCUCCCUCGGAUCUAGAGAACAGUUGGCCAUUGCUGAAUUCGCCAAUUCGUUGCUUGUCAUCCCUAAAACUCUGGCAGUGAACGCAGCUCAGGAUUCAGCCGACCUUGUGGCAAAACUCCGCGCGUAUCACAACACGUCACAAAUCAACACUGAGAGGUCUUCUCUCAAAUGGAUCGGCUUGGAUCUGAUCGAGGGCAAAGUUCGUGACAACAAGAAGGCGGGUGUUCUAGAACCAUGCAUCAGUAAAAUCAAGUGCCUAAAAUUCGCCACAGAAGCAGCGAUCACAAUACUUCGGAUAGAUGACAUGAUCAAGUUGAGCCCAGAGAAAAAAGAAGAAAGUGCUUACGGGCAAGCUAUGCAGCGCGGGGAACUGUAGACAAAUUUAUGCGAGACAAGGACUUUAUUAUUUGCGAUUCCUUAAUAUGAUGGACCGUGAGAGAGUGAAGAUGGUCUCUUCAGUCCUUUGUCGCCCCAUGGCUGAGUCGUAGACAAAGCUGGACGUUGUUAACAGUCUUGAUGGUAUUUCUGUUGGGUUUUCUUUUUGUUGGGUUUCCAAUCUCUUCAGCCAAUCAAAGGCCCUACAAGCGUUCAAUUUAUCGUCACGUGACUCGCUUUUGAUUGGCCGGUCAACUGGAGAGUCAACAAGAAGGUCAUGUCAAAUGUCAGUAAAGCUUAUCGAGUAUUAAAGAUCACCUCAACGCUUCUUA
Molecule: messenger RNA, 2037 nt
Organism: Orbicella faveolata
Lineage: Eukaryota; Metazoa; Cnidaria; Anthozoa; Scleractinia; Merulinidae
Product: T-complex protein 1 subunit alpha-like
Biological process (GO): protein folding
Molecular function (GO): ATP-dependent protein folding chaperone; ATP hydrolysis activity; ATP binding
Source: RefSeq, a predicted model, not a curated record